Molecule: messenger RNA, 345 nt
Organism: Paramecium tetraurelia
Lineage: Eukaryota; Ciliophora; Oligohymenophorea; Peniculida; Parameciidae
Exons: 1
Source: RefSeq, a predicted model, not a curated record
AUGGGCGCACAAUUUCGUUUGAGAAGCUUACAAUAGGAGAACAUGCCCUUUGAAAGCCCUCGCAAAUAAAGCAAAACAACUAGAAAUGCGAAUUUGAAGAAGAGAUUUCAAACUGAAUAGAUGACUGUAUUAUCGAAAAUAGAAUUGUCUCAUCAUGGGAAAGAUCAAGUGGAAUUGAUCUACGAAUCCUACCCUGUUAUUUAGGAAAGAAUAACGAGAACCACUAGGAAGACGUAACCAAGAUUGAUUGUCUAAUCCCCUUAAUUUAAAAUGUUACAUUAAACUAGCAAGACGAUUUCUUUUCAUCAAGUAAAACGAAUGCUUUAAACCUACAUAAAUUAAUGA